Messenger RNA from Anthostomella pinea, 456 nucleotides. NCBI's taxonomy places the organism in Eukaryota, Fungi, Ascomycota, Sordariomycetes, Xylariales, Xylariaceae. The record is from the annotation of a GenBank genome assembly.
AUGUCGACUGCCGCCCGACGUCGUUUGAUGCGGGACUUUAAGCGAAUGCAGACAGACCCGCCCGCUGGAGUAUCUGCGUCGCCUGUUCCCGAUAAUGUCAUGACCUGGAACGCCGUCAUCAUCGGUCCGGCCGACACGCCCUUCGAAGAUGGCACCUUCCGACUCGUCAUGCAUUUCGAAGAACAAUACCCGAACAAGCCGCCUGCCGUCAAGUUCAUCAGCCAGAUGUUUCAUCCCAACGUAUACGCAACGGGCGAGCUGUGUCUAGACAUUCUGCAGAAUCGAUGGAGUCCGACAUACGACGUUGCCGCGGUCUUGACGAGUAUACAAAGUCUAUUGAACGAUCCCAACACAGGCUCGCCGGCGAACGUGGAGGCCUCCAAUCUGUAUAAGGACAACCGAAAAGAGUAUACCAAGAGAGUUCGCGAGACGGUAGAGAAAAGCUGGGAUGAUUAG